CUGUCCACGAUGCACGACGCCAAGCCCGACGCGGCCGGAUUCUAUAAGGACGAAAUCAUCGCCGCGGUCAAGGCCAGGCACGGGUACACCGACAAGCCGGAGAUAUACCAGAUCGUCCUCGGGGACAACAAGGUGUUCUCCAGGGAGGUUGGCACGAGGAAACAAGGCGUCAAGCAGGGGAGGCCGAGGACGCUGUACUCGCUCGUGUCCCUCAAGGGCCCGCCCAGGCCCUCGUCCCCGUCCCCGACGCGCCAGAACAUCAAGGAGGCAUCGCCCGAGUCAACCGCCGUCGAAGCCGGCGCGGGGCCCGCGGCUGGCGCGGAGAAGGAGAAGGAGAACGCGCCCGCGCCCGCCGCGCCCGCCGUCGACGCCGACGCCGACGCCGACGCCGACGCCGAGGGCCGCACGAACCGCCCGAGGCGCGCCGCCGCCAACAGGGAACAGCAGCUGAAAAAACGCGAAGAGGAGGAGGCGCGCAUCGAGGAGGCGCUUAAGGACGAGGAGAAGCGCAGGAGGGGCGAGAAGAAGGCGAGGGGUCGGCCGCCGAAGGCGGUCCCGGCGACCACCCCCGCGCCCAAACGCGCCAAGACGACGCACGCCCACCCACCUAAACACGGCACGCCCGGCCUCGCCGACGCCGCGGACAUCCUCCUCGACCUCGCCAGCAACGAAAACUCCCCAGCCGCAUCUGGCGAACACGAGGGCGGCAUGGUACCCGCGUCGCCGCUCGGGUCGCCGAUUCGACGAAGGCGAACCUCCGCUACCGACUCGGACAACGAGGCGCAGCAGCAGCAGCAGCACACGAACCGGCUGUACCAGCCCACGGCGACGCGGGUUCGAUUCCUCGACGAGCCGGAGAGGCCCGACGUCCACGCGGAGAUGAACCUCAACACCCCGCGGGGACGGCACUUUGAUUUCGCCGCCGCCGCCGCCGCCGCCAGGUCCGUCGCGGACGCCUCCGCGGGGAGCGUCGACGGUGUUGAUACCGUCGCGAAGGAUGCGGCCGUGGCGCUCAUCAUGGCGAACGACGCCAAGGGUGAGAAGCAGCUGCGGAAGGCGCUCGAAGCGCAGAACCGAGCCAUCACGGCGCUCCUGGCGGACAGGGAGGUGAGGUCGGCGACGGUCAACUCGCUCUGCCUGGCGGUGGAGAACAUCGCGGAGAUUGCCGCCGCGAGGCAGCAGGAGGCGAGCGUCGAGACUCGAAGGGCGGCGGCGGCCAUCGCGGCUCCGACGUUCCACGGGCAGGAACACAUCAGGGAUGCGAGGAGGGAGCUGGACCAGAUGAGGACGCGCAUGACGCUCGAGCUGGAGAAGAUAUCCGCGCGGUUAGACCAGGGGCUCAGGUGAAAAAAAACUCGACACCCGUGUAACCCCAUCGAUCGCGACGACGUCGCCUUGUAAGAAAAGCACAGUACCAGGUACACGAACG
This is a messenger RNA of Micromonas commoda, 1429 nucleotides long. RefSeq lists its product with no specific name. Lineage: Eukaryota; Viridiplantae; Chlorophyta; Mamiellophyceae; Mamiellales; Mamiellaceae. Bases 10 to 1347 code for a protein of 445 amino acids. The transcript has 2 exons. The record is from RefSeq and is a predicted model, not a curated record.